CUUAAGCAGUGGCACAGUUCAGACGUCCCUUCUUUCCUUAGCUGGGUUCGCAUCCAAACAGACUCUUUACACACGAGGGAGUCCACAAGGAGACCUCCGUGAAUGAGGCAAAUUCCCAUACCGGUUCCCAGCAGAGACACAUUGUAGAAGGCGGCAGUACAGACGGGCAGGCAGAGAGAGAGGAGGGAAACCCCUUUCACGUUGCUCUAUACAUUAUUGUGCUUCAAUUGUAAUUUAAGCAUUUUUUUUCUAAGCAGGAAAAAAAAAAAAAAAAAAAAAAAUCCUGUAUAUAACUACGUUGCUUUCCUUGGCAGAAGACGGAAGGUAAUUUUUUUUUUCGUGGAUAUGAAAUGUAUUGUGCUGGCUCUCCAGUAAACCCAGCUGAUAUUACCUAUGUAUAUUCUACGGAGGACAAUAAAGGGAAGAUGCAUUAGGGAUUCUUUCUACAUCUUUUCAACUUGUUAAUGCGGGAAUGGAGAUCGAAUGUGAAAGCUCUGAACACGCGCAGAAGAGAGACCUGGAGCACCGCAUGUAGAGACCCGCCCCUCGGAUCUAUAGUCAAAGCGCAGAGCUCUGAGCGUAGCCAUGCCAGAAGAAUCUAAUAAAGACAUCAUGAGAAUUCAAAAGGAUCCAGAAAGACUAGGAAUGGAAAAGACUAAUAACAACGACUGCUUGGUCACCAACGUCCCCCUGGUCAAUGAAGUCCAGCUGACCGCUGCCACUGGUGGCGCCGAGCUCUCUUGCUAUCGGUGCACUGUGCCCUUUGGGGUGGUCAUUCUCAUAGCCGGGAUCGUGGUCACUGCUGUGGCCUACAGCUUCAAUUCACACGGAUCUAUCAUCUCGGUCAUCGGGCUUGUCCUCCUGUCCACUGGACUCCUCCUGCUGGCCUCCAGCGCUUUGUGCUGGAAGAUCAGGCAGAUGAGAAAGAGAGACCAGAGGAGAGAGAGCCAGACAGCUUUAAUGGCAAGCCAGAGAAGCAGCUUUGCUUAAAAUCAGUGGUGUGUAGCAGGGAAUUGAUUGAGGGAGGAGGGAGGGAGUGGGGAGGACUGAAGACCACUAUUGAGUUUGUGAGGUCAGUCAGGCGAUGCACAGCAUGGCUCCAGCUGCACUUCCGUGCAGUUUCCAGGAUUCUUGGAAGUACAGUUUGCAGAUUGUUCAUCCAAUCCCAUGAAAGCCGGUAGAGGGUUUUCAGAAAUAUCUUUUGUUCUUCCAGAUUGCAGCUAAAAGCAUUCAGCCCCACAGAGGACCUCCUUUUAUUGUGCUUUUAUGAGUUUUUUAAAAUUCUGAAAUAAAUUGCCAACAUAUGGAUG
This is a messenger RNA of Polyodon spathula (Mississippi paddlefish), 1310 nucleotides long. Its product is annotated as transmembrane protein 100-like. Bases 586 to 990 code for a protein of 134 amino acids. Lineage: Eukaryota; Metazoa; Chordata; Actinopteri; Acipenseriformes; Polyodontidae. The record is from RefSeq and is a predicted model, not a curated record. The transcript is spliced from 2 exons. Gene Ontology annotation, biological process: cellular response to BMP stimulus.